Heteronotia binoei (common prickly gecko) is the source of this 833-nucleotide messenger RNA. RefSeq lists its product as uncharacterized. The record is from RefSeq and is a predicted model, not a curated record. Bases 58 to 726 code for a protein of 222 amino acids. The transcript is spliced from 3 exons. NCBI's taxonomy places the organism in Eukaryota, Metazoa, Chordata, Lepidosauria, Squamata, Gekkonidae.
GCCCAGGCAGCUGGACCUCAUAAUUUCGGUUUAGAGCCUUGCCUCACAAAUGAGGUCAUGACAGAAAUGAUGAGGGGCUGCGAUGGCCCCGAGACGACCACCGAGGCCUGCGCUCCGUGCCAGACACCAGCAGGGAAUCUGGAGUGCUGCAAUCGACCCGUACCUGAUGGAACAGGGCUCAGCACCGAUCAAGAGAUGCAGUGGAUCUCGGCCAGGGGGGACAGCCCCCUAAGAGCAUCAUCUUUAAAUAGUCAGCUCUUCCUAAGCCCUCCGCAGGGUCUGGGCGCUGAUCCCUUCAGGGGCCCUCCCUUGGAGCUGUGUGAGAGCCUCCCUGGGGAACCAUGUGAUGAGAUGUGCCGAGAGUCUGGUGAGCUGGCGUGCGAGGAGAUGUGUGGCCGAGGGCCCUCGUGCAAAGGGAGUUGCCGGGAGUUGCGGUGUGAGGAACUGCAUGACGACAUAUGCAAGGGAUCCAGCCAGUGUCUUUACGAAGACCCCUACGAUGAGUCAGAUCCGGGGAGCCCAGCUGGCCGGAAGAAUCGCCUGCCCUCCAUCAUAGUGGAACCCAUCGAAGUGGGUGACGUGGAAAGCGGGGAGCUACGGUGGCCCCCGGAAGAUCUCUCACUGCUGGAGGAUUCCGAGCAAGAUGAGCUCUUUGCAGAAGGCGAAGAAGCACCAGGGGCUGGGCUGCCCUCUUUCGAAAGCGACUUAGAGGAGGUGCUUCUGUAAGACCAUCUGAGGCAUUCGUGGGAUGGAUGGAGACCAGGGACCAUGGAAAGCAGGGGGCAGUGGGGCAAAAGGACUUUUUAUGAUUCCAGACAUUUCCUUGAACUCUC